Molecule: messenger RNA, 1042 nt
Organism: Cuscuta campestris
Lineage: Eukaryota; Viridiplantae; Streptophyta; Magnoliopsida; Solanales; Convolvulaceae
Source: the annotation of a GenBank genome assembly
CUUCUUUGCCGUAAGAAUGACCGGAAAAUGAUCAGAGAGGGCACGAGUGCAGCAUUUUGAGACCACAAGGACUUUAAAAAUAAGUUUUGAAAAUGUGGUACCAAGCUCACCUUUAUAUGCAACCAUUCACGAUAUGACACAUAAUUCAUCUUGUUAUGUGUAUUUAUUCCGAUUAGGCUCAGGUCACCCGUAAAAAUCGGUCCGUAGUUGUGCACUACAAGGGUACCAAAAGGAGCAACACCCCAACCCAACCUCGCCACACUCCACUCACAAAGAAACGGAGAAGAACUGAGAUGAACUCACAGAGGAAGAGAAAUAUCACACAAAGAACUCACAAAGAGAAGGAAUAUUUUUCACGGUGAAGAAACACAAAGGGGAAGCCUCAAUUUAUAGUAGAGAUUUAGGAGCUAAUUAAGGUAAGCUUAAUUAGGUUAGGAAUAAAGGUUGGGCUUGAGUAAAUGGGCUGCUGGGUUGGGUGUCAAAUAUUAUUAAUAUGUUUGGGCCAACCCAAAUAAAUUAACAAUCUCCACCUUUGGCCCAAAGUAGUGCACAUAGUUUGACAAGGAACCGCGGGACUCAUCAUAGCCUUAUAACCACUAAAUGUGUAAUCAACAAAUGAGAACACACGUAGUGGUGGAGAGUUCACUAAGUACUCUCAAGUCACAAAGACUGGGCAACAUCAUAAAGCAUGCCAAAAAUAACUCACGAAGAGUCGAACUCUACCAUUGGGUCAUCGAGUUCAAAAACAAAAAAAAAAGCAAAAAAGGUCACAAAGACAAGAAAGAACAAAAGAUCAAUGCACAAUCACAGAGAUAGGUUUAAAAUCUUUUGACAUAAGCAAGUUGAUAGUCAUGCAAAUAAUUUUCAACAUGUGAUUCUACAUUAUCAUGCUCCACCUCAUUAGAAAUAGUCUCAUCUUCAUUAGUGUGUGAAUCAUGGUUCAUAUCAACAUGUUCAUUAGUUUCUACAUGCACAUCAGUAGGAAUGAUAACAGGCAAUUGCUCCACCUCAUUUGGGGCCACAUUUUCAACAUUGGGAAUAG